AUGUUCCACAAGGCUUCAACCAAGGACUACUCAUACCCAACCAAGUCAAGAUUGGGAUAUGAAGGAAAUGCUCCAACAACUUUUACAAGGGCAAGCCAAAGAGUAUGCCCAAGCAGUUACACUAAGAAGUGGGAGGCAAUUCCAAGUAGAGGUAGCCCACCCCAAAUCGCUGUGGACAUCGAUGACGAGGAAGGGGAGGAUUUAGUCGACUAUGCUGAUAACUCGACCCGAACUCGAUCGAGCUGGAACAAAACCCUGAACCAGAACUCGAUCGAGCUGGAGAAACUGAGACACUGCAAGACAAACCAGAGCUCGAUCGAGCUAGAGAAGAGCAGACAAAGCAAGCUCCAGCCAACCAGCUAA
Molecule: messenger RNA, 363 nt
Organism: Microthlaspi erraticum
Lineage: Eukaryota; Viridiplantae; Streptophyta; Magnoliopsida; Brassicales; Brassicaceae
Source: the annotation of a GenBank genome assembly